Molecule: messenger RNA, 387 nt
Organism: Pseudovirgaria hyperparasitica
Lineage: Eukaryota; Fungi; Ascomycota; Dothideomycetes; Acrospermales; Acrospermaceae
Exons: 1
Coding region: 1-387 (128 amino acids)
Source: RefSeq, a predicted model, not a curated record
AUGCGAGACUUUCUGAAGGGACGUGAAUAUCUCAUCGGCGUCAUCGCCAUCAUUGCCAGCUGCUUAGGAGCAGCCUUGUUGUACUGGUGGUCCAAGCGACUGUCCAUCUCAGCGCCAGCGCCCAGGCACAACGUAUUCAGGGCAGAAGGAGGCCCCGAUGAGGAUAUCGAACUGGCUGUCUUGGAGAGCAGUGCCGCAGCGGUGGACACAAGUCAGCAGGCAAGUUCUACCCUGACACAAACCCACAAGUAUGGUUCGACGGAAAUGCCUUCGAAUACAGUGAUUUCGACAAUCUCUUUCCAGCCUGCAGCCAUGGCUGCGAGAUAUUCAAAAGCCAAAGACCAAGCUAUGCUGUCUCGAUGCUUGCCAUUGGGGGACAUUCGAUAG